Messenger RNA from Penicillium expansum, 1746 nucleotides. RefSeq names its product nucleoporin NDC1. The record is from RefSeq and is a predicted model, not a curated record. Gene Ontology annotation, molecular function: spindle pole body-nuclear membrane anchor activity. The transcript has 2 exons. Lineage: Eukaryota; Fungi; Ascomycota; Eurotiomycetes; Eurotiales; Aspergillaceae. Gene Ontology annotation, biological process: spindle pole body localization; nuclear pore organization. Gene Ontology annotation, cellular component: spindle pole body; nuclear pore transmembrane ring. Bases 1 to 1746 code for a protein of 581 amino acids.
AUGCACAUCGGCUCGAGAACAGCUAGCUCCUCGUUUGGCACCUUGAGAUCCCUCACUCUGUUACAAAUCGCGCAAACCUUUGGCUGGUACAUCUUCUCGGCAUGGUGGUUCACUGUGGUUUAUGUAUGGUCGUCUUCAAGUGAUUCCAACCUCGAGCUUGUGAAACGGGGCAGGCCACACGAGCGACCGACCCUGAACGAAAGGCCGAUUUACCUCCAUUCCUUCCAUGCGCUCCUAGCAUGCGUGCAAGCAGUGUUUCACCUUUACUACGACUACGACCGCAUUGCAGUGCCCAUCGCGGAGAAAAGCUCCAAAACAAAUGACGAACGUACUCACCCAGUACCGCCAACAUCCAAGUAUCUACAGGGUGCUCUGCUGCCAGAAUUGGCGGCCGGGGCUCUCAGAAGCGUCACUGUUGCUGGAGCAUCCCUCGUGAUUUACCCGAUAUUUUUCAGAAGCUUUGCGUGGAGCUGGUCUUUGUACUUUGCUAAGCUCUCCUGGAGCUUCCCGAGAUCUGCAGCCGAGCCUCAGAGCUUCAUUCCCUCGAUUUUCCCCUACUUCUUCUUCAAAACUUUGGUCCCCGGAGUGAUGCUUGUGCUCUCCUGGCAAACGGCCAAUCUCUUCUAUACUGUGUUCAUCGGCAAGGAGCCUCUGAAGCGGGGCCAGCCACUCACAACAGAAGCCAAGGAUCCAAAUGGCAGUCUUCUUAGCGGCCUCAAGGCGAAGAAGGAAAUUGUGAAGACUUUCGCGCUCUGGGAACUCAGUCUCAUCAGCCAGCGCGUUCCCGACCGCCGGAAGGCAAUUUUCAAUGAAAUUGAUCGCGAGGGUGGUUCGGCUUGGUCCCAGGUUCUCACUUGCACUACCGAUGUAAUCAAGGCCAUUAACACUCGCAUCGAGGAAAGCAAAAAUCCCGCACCUGUUACCAAGCCUUUGCCACAAGCCGAGAAAUCCGAGCCUGUUCUUCAAACCCUCCCGCGACUCUCAGAACCGAUUAAAGAUGACAACAUCUUUACUUCUGCCCCGAAGGCUACUUCAAGCCAGGACAAAUUUGGCGAUGCGUUUAGCUCGGCGGCUAAAUCCUUCGGUCAGUCAGAAGACUGGACUCCAACUGCGCGAGCCCGAGUCCGUGAUGUAUUUGACCGGGCCUCAUCAGCAAUGCUUAGCCCUGAGCAGAAACAGAAAUAUCUCGGCUCUCCCCAGAAGUUCAAGCUACUUACCGGCGGCCCCUUUACAACUCAUAAGCCCGAGGACAUGAACCCUGUUCUGGCACAGAUUCUUCGUUCGCCUAUUGGUCAACCUCUCCGUCAAACAUACGCCCAACGCCUCUCUGCUAUUGUUCUUGGCACACCAGAGUCCUCUCUAUCCUUGAUUGUGGAUGCAGUGGAGUCGUUGACUCGACUUCUCAUUGCAAGCUUGGCCGAGGAUCCGUAUGGCAAAGUCCAGGCCGAUGUGCCCUCAGCCGUGCGACUUCUGACCCAAACCACCCUCACCCUGGAUGCAUUUGCUCACCAGGGUGGAUUAGAUGCCCACUGGACCGAUAUCAACUUCCCUCCAUCGAGCGAUCCCCAGGCGCAAGCAGUUGCCCGUCUCGUUCCGGAUGUUGAAAUUGUGCUUGCUGCACUCCGCGGUGCUCUCAAAGAUCUACUGACAGCCUUCAGGCCUUACUUGCGGGAUAUCGGUAUCGCAGGCAAGGAUCUGAGGCUAGCAAAGGAGGCAGCUGGCAUCGAUGGGGAGGAGGUGUUAUGA